This is a messenger RNA of Diabrotica balteata, 3615 nucleotides long. NCBI's taxonomy places the organism in Eukaryota, Metazoa, Arthropoda, Insecta, Coleoptera, Chrysomelidae. The record is from the annotation of a GenBank genome assembly.
UGUAAACCAAAAUAAAAGAAGUGCAGGUUGCAAGUAAUUUCCGUUAAACCGUUAGAGCGGUUAAAACGGUCGAAAUUUGAAUAAGAAAUAUCGUAAUUAUUGAAUUUUAAUCAAAUAUUUAUUAUUUUAAGGAAUGAAGAUCGGUAAUCACGUUUACUGCUUAUAUCUAGUUCUAUUUUUACAAGGACAUGUAAUUUUUGGGAAUUGGAUUAAAGACAUUGGAACAUUUCUUAGUUUUCAGCAGAAACACCAAGAAGACAAUGAAAAUAUUGAAAUUUAUCAACAGAAAAUACCUUACGAAAUAUCAUCGACUGACGAAAACUUCUUGAAGGAAGCUGCAAAACUAACAGAUCUUGUUUUGUCUGAGCUUGACUCUUGUCAACAUAGGGUGAUCUUGAAAUUAAAAUCUGAUUGUGAUAAACUAAAUGAUGAGCAGUUAGCAAAGAUGGCAGUACACCUAUUAAACUGUCAGUCUUGGGUUGAAGGAAGACCUAUAUAUGCUUGUACAGAUGAAAUGUCUAUCAAAGAUUGUACAAUAUCUAUGGACUCUGACACUUGGACAAGUUAUCACCUAAUGAGCAAUAGAGCAAGAGCAGUUUGUUAUUCUAUAAGACAGAGUCAGUUCCGAGGUUUGGCAGAACAUACUGUGAAUCGACUAAUGGAGGCAGCUAAAAAUCAAUUAAAAAAUCUAGGAGAGAUUACAAAUACACAGCAAGGUUUAAAAGACAUUACAGAAAAAACAUACUAUACUCUUAAAGAAGGUCAGAGAAAUUUGUUUGAACAGCAGGACGAUUUGAAAAAAGCACAGUUUGUGGGACAACUAGCCAUUGAGGAUAAUAUUAAAAGAUUAUCUGACGAAAAAAAAUUGAUCAGAGAGACCCACGACAACUUAGUUAUAAUGACAAAAGCAGUACAAGAGAAAUUAGAAACUUCUUUAAAUCAAUUACAGGAUCAGACUGAUGAAAGUAAAAUUAAUCAUAGGGAGUUACUUAAUGAUUUGCUCAUUAUUCAAGAAAAAACUAAAGAGAUCUUUGAAAAAAUAGAAAAAUCUUCAUCAUUAUUAAUUAAACAAAAUGAAGACUUCAACCGGCAAUACAGAUCAACAUUUAAAAGCCUGCAAGAAAUGAACAAAACAGUUAGUGAUUUGGUUGUACUAGUCAAAGGAACUUGGUUAUCGUUAGAAGAAAGACUUACAUGGAUAGUAGCGGCAUUAGGUGGAACAGAUACAGCUAUAGAUAGAAUAUAUAUUAUCAUAUGGCACUGUGCAUUUAUGCUAAUCGCCAUGUUAACAUGCGCCUUUUUGGCAGCUAGGUCUAGCACAAGGUUCGUAGUCGCGUUGCUACCGCCAUUAAACCUUGCAGUAGCUUUACAUGGUCAGUACCAAUAUUUAGAUGUUUUUAGUUUGGUUGUUGCGAUUGGAUCAUUUGUAAUAGCUCAAACUUUAAUAAUAUGGGCGUGUGCACUGAAACCAACCAUAGCAGGAGCUAUUGCUUGGAAAAGGGAUUCCAAAAAAAGUAGAUCACCAACCCCAGCGCCAGUAAAAACUUCGUAUAACGCUGAUCUUCUUAAAGAAACGCAACGAAGUAAUAUAUCGAAGAAUGAUGAUGACGAUUAUGAAGGUGAAAACGCAGAUACUUUCCAAGAUUAUAAUAUGACACCUCCCGCUUCUAGAAAUGGCGACUACCUGCCUCGAUCGGCAUCUAGAAGUAGAAGUCGAACUCCAUUGUUUAAUACUAGUUCGAGGGCUAACUGCAUGGCAACAACCAGGGCAGGUACUCCAUGCAAACUAACAACCCUUCCGGGACGUGACUUAUGUUAUAGACAUCUAGGAGGUAGUUCAGUAGCUGGAUAAGUCAUAUAAAUUAUGCAUUAAACACGUUAGUUAAGUCCAAAUUGGGUAAUAAUAAUGCAUCGUGUAUAAUAAUGAAGAGCAUCUAAAAUUUAUUGAUUUUAUUUAUCUUUUCCUUUUUUGAUUCUUCUUACCGUUUUAUUUUAUACUCUACCUUAAAAUUGUCUUCCCUUUUCACUUUCAGUCUGGCUUUGUGAUAUAUUCGUGCAUAAAAAUUAAUCUCUUCGGUCAUCUUAACACACUGAUGGACAGUAGGAACAAGAGAAGUUCGAAAAUAACACUAUAUGUUUUUAUGUUUUUAGAAUAUUCGAAGUAUAGUUUUACUCUUUCUGCUUAAAUAAACUUACUUUACCAUCAUGGCGCCUACGGACUGUAGACACUAAGUAAUAGGGUCAAUGGCGGCUAUAACAGCAAAAAUUAAAUACAAAUUACAAAAAAAAACAAUAAAAACAUAAAUGAUAGGUUUAAUGACUCAAAUAAGCAUUUUUGGGAGUUUUACAUGAAAUUUUAGUUUAUAAUCAAACAAAAAUAAAGAAAUGACAAAAAAUUUAUUUUAAUUUUAUAAUUAUUACCCAUUAUUUUCAGUAUGCUAUGAAAGCAUGUGCAGGUUUUUAUAUGCAAUUUUUUGUAGCAAUAUGAUGUUUAUUUUCAAAUUCCCUGCUUAUAACCUGGUUUACAAUGCUAAAGGACAUCUUCAUGUACCUACAAAGCUAUAUGAAUAGGAAAAUAUGAAACAUUUUCUCAGUAAAAUGCUGUAUUCCAUUGUAGUUAAUUUCAUUAGUUUUCAUUCAUGCACAUUUAAAUUGAACCAAAGACCUUCCAUUCUGUUUAUAAUCGAUACCAGUUAGAGAUCGUAUGAUUGCUUCUCUGUAUUCUAUAAACUUUAUUUGAGAACCUGUCUUUUUUUUUAAGAUCUAGCAAGAAUUCCACACUACUACAUCCAGUAGAUGAAAGAUUAUCUUUUUAUACCAUCUAAUUGUUUUUCGUGGACAGGAAUAAUAAUAAUUUGAUCUGUUCUGUCAAUACCUGAUAUAUUCUGAUUACAAUACACUAUUUCAACUGGUUUUCUCUUUUCCUGUUGUCGCCAGUUAGCUAUGUUCAUCGUACUUGGGUCGUAAGCUGUUGUUAGAUUAGCAAAUCCCGUUUAUGUUCUCAUUUUGGACACGUAUGUCUGAUUUUGGCGUCGCCAUACAUAUUUUCUUCUAAGCUUAUGACAUAUUAAUUGUGAAAGACCCUUCCUAUUUACUCGAAGAGUUUCUGUCAUAUGUGUUUUUUUUUGUUAAGUAAUUUGUGAGAUCAUGGUAGACUUUUGAACAGUUAUACAAGAACAAAUGAUGGCCUUUGUUUAAAUAUGACUGCAUCAAUCCCAUUAUUAGAGUUUCAAUAGUUGUCAUGUUUUCUUUUCUCGAUGGUCUUUGUAUAUUUCUAUGCUUAAAACAUAACCUUGGGCUGAACUAAGCUCGUAGAAUUUAAUUUCGUAUUUUGCCUUUUUACGUACGUGCGAAAAUAAAGCCUUCAUCGAAAUGAUAACAAAGAUUUGACUAAUGAUAAUGCUUCAUUUGUUCAUUCAUGAACAAAUCAAAAAAUAUUUUUAUUUUCCUCAAAGGGUCGUUUGAAGUUUCUUCUUCUAGAAAAGCAUCUCAAUAUUUGCUCAAACUUCCUUUCAGAUAUGUGCGAAGGAAAUACUGGGCGGUAAUGUAAUGCAUCAAUGGAAAAGUGUUUUCUAAUGCUGAAGAAUUUUAGCUAGGACUGAAGCAAACACAAAC